UGCACAUUUGCAUAAAACAGAUUUAAAAUAUGAAUGCAUAUAAUUGUAAAAUUUACGGGUAUAACAUGAAACAGAACCAAAUAAACGUGGACAUAGCAUAGAAGAGACCCAAAAAGUCAUACACAUUACCUAUGGGAUUCAUAGGUAUUUGACUACAUAGUUCAAUGUGCACAUUUUGUGCACAUAGAGGCGCUAAUGUAUAAAAACACCUUGGACUUGUUCGCGUUACUUGUACUUUUUGAACUCGACAUUUUCGCUUUCUCUUUCUCCAGCGCUUAAGUAGAUAUUUAUCUCGUUGAAAGUGCACAAAAUUUUGGGGAUUUCAAGCAACGCGAACAAACCUCUUAAAACGACGCGAUGACCGUUCUCAGGUUCCUCUCUGGUACAACGUAAUUUCCUGAUACCCCUUAAUUUCCUUCUGUCGUAUUAUACUAAUCUAAAGAGGGGAAUAGUGUGUGACCAUCACUUUAAGCUUCCUGUUAAAAAAUUGACGAAUAGCAACAUGAGUUACGAUACUUGCAUUGUAAAUUAUUUGACAAAGCAGUUUCUCUGCUGUACUGCGUUAAUUAAAAUGAAUUUUAUGGCAUCAGAUGAACACGAAAUUUGUAAUCUCAAUUUAGAGGUCCAAAAGCAAAUUUUGGAUAAUACAAUAAAUAGUGAUUUGAUCAAACGAUAUCCGAUAAAAGGCUCAUAUCAGAAAGCAUUUUUGAAAUUACUUAUGCAAAAGAUUGAGGAAGGUGGUAAUGAAAUUCACGAUGAUUUAUACACAGCAUAUUGUAAACUGUUAUCAUUGCCAGAUGAUGAGUCUGUGCAUUAUCGGCAUUUCUUGAUAGAAAAUGGAAUGUUAAAUUGCAUCACUUUGAAGGAGAGCACCAACUUAAUCUCCGAAGGUACUACAGGCUUGUGUAGCUGGCAGGGUGCUGUAGUGUUGAGUCAAUGGUGCAUAGAAAACAGAGGACAGUUUUGUGGAAAAAAUGUAUUAGAACUUGGCUGUGGAGUUGGUUUGACUGGGAUGAGCGUAAUUAGCGUAUGUACUCCGAAGCAAUACAUUUUCUCCGAUUGUCAUCCAAUAGUAUUAGAUAUGCUUUGUGAGAAUGUAAAACUCAAUUUCUUAUCAAACGAGAGAUGCCAACUAUUAAAUGCAUCUGAGGCAAUGUUGAAAUUACAAUUGCAAAUAAAACACGAACAAACCAAUGUUCAAGUGAUAGACUUAAGAUGGGAGGAUAUUGAAAAAUACCUAUCAGAAUGUUUGUCACAGCCUGACAUAAUCAUUGCUGCCGAUAUUCUGUACGAAAGCAAUUCGUUCGGCUCGUUGACGUCGGGAUUAAAGCGUCUCUUAACAUUAAAUAAUUAUGCUAUUUUCGCCGCAACAGUUCGCAAUGAGGACACUAUUUCACAGUUUUUGGAGCAUUUAGUAAAUUACGAUCUUGCUUUUGAAGAAUGCAGUUUACCAAAACGAAUUAUGUUGAUACAAUCGAUUGAUGUUCCUGUUCGAAUAUUGAGGAUUUUUCAGAAGAUUUGACAUUAGUUUAAUUCUAAACUUGCUGAUUUCUAUAAUUUGGCAGACGUUUUUGUUUAUUUAAUUAGGAACCAAUCAGCAGGAGUAAUUAAACGGGAGAGUUUAUUAAUAAUCUUAGCAUAAAUUCUUACAUAUAUAAAUAACAAAGUGUUAAAAAUACAUAUAAAAGUAUUAAAUAUAAAAUAUUUU
Molecule: messenger RNA, 1708 nt
Organism: Monomorium pharaonis (pharaoh ant)
Lineage: Eukaryota; Metazoa; Arthropoda; Insecta; Hymenoptera; Formicidae
Product: protein-lysine N-methyltransferase EEF2KMT
Exons: 6
Coding region: 503-1522 (339 amino acids)
Source: RefSeq, a predicted model, not a curated record